This is a messenger RNA of Talaromyces marneffei, 2286 nucleotides long. RefSeq lists its product as uncharacterized. Gene Ontology annotation, biological process: regulation of DNA-templated transcription. Lineage: Eukaryota; Fungi; Ascomycota; Eurotiomycetes; Eurotiales; Trichocomaceae. Gene Ontology annotation, molecular function: DNA-binding transcription factor activity, RNA polymerase II-specific; zinc ion binding. Bases 1 to 2286 code for a protein of 761 amino acids. The transcript is spliced from 4 exons. The record is from RefSeq and is a predicted model, not a curated record.
AUGCCGGCUACCGACAGACGGAACGGCGCGGAGGAUACCACUCCUGAUCUUGCAUGCACUCGCUGUCGUGAGCGAAAGAUCCGCUGUGGUAGGGAACGCCCUGAGUGCAGCAAUUGCCAACGAGACGCCGACACAACUUGUGUCUACCAGAACCCUGUCAGGCGAGUGAAUCAUACUAAAUUGCUAUGUGACAGCGUUGAUCAGCUUCAGAGCCGUUUGACUUCCAUUGAAUUGCAACUUGGCCGACUUUCAAACGCCGUGGCCCGGAAUAUAGAUUAUGACGAAGACGAGUAUGUUGUCACGCAGGCUUCUUUAGGUAGACCGGAUGAAGCUGGAACUUACGAGCCGGACGAAGAAGAGUGCAUACAACCAGAAAGUCCUGUCUUGCCGGCAGAUGAUUUUGCUCAUUCCCACAUUUUCCAUAGCGAUGUCGAUAUGGUUGACCGCUAUCACGGAAUUUCAUCGCCCUUUGCACUUUGCAACCGCCUAUAUCUACGGACCCAGGCCAUACCUAAAUCAAUGGAGUCCAAUGAUCUUCUAGGGCUGCUCAGAGACCUGUGCGAGACGGCUGGUGGAACCGAACCGUUUCCGACAUACAAUGAUAACUGCCCAACUCAGCUACCUCCCAAAAAACAGGCCAUUGCUGCUGUUAAUUAUUACUUCAAGCAUAUUGACUGUACGACCGAUAUCUUCGUGCAAAGGAAUCUGCUUAGUAACCUCGAACGUGUCUAUUCACAGCCAAACAGGCCAGGAGAUGACACAUGGGCGGUAUGUCUCAAGGCUAUCACGUUGCUUGUACUAGGCAUGGAGAUUUCAACACAAGCAGGUAACGCUCUCUUUGGCGACUUUGCCUGCUCCAUGCUCCCUAGUCGUGCUACACUGGUCAGCUCUUUCUUGUUGAAUACACCGCGAUUGAUCAAUGUGCAGACACUUAUCCUUCUAAGUAUUGCAGCACAACAGUUCGAUCCACUGGGCUGGUCAGAUCUCCUAUUUGUCCAUGCUUGUAUCUUGGCUAGAACUAUGGGGUUACACAAAGCAGAGCUUUUACCUUCCGAUGCGAGCUCUGAUGAUGCUGUUGAACGAGCCAAAGUCCUUCGAUCGUUGUACGUUCGGGACAAGAGCCUAUGUAUCACGAGGGGAUCUGUAUCAUGGUUGACCAGCUACGACUGCAAUAUCACCACUCAACUCAAAAUUGCUGUAGAGCGGCAUGCUUCUUAUUCAAGCCGUAUACAACUAGCAAUGAUCCAAGAUGAGCUUUAUCAUAUAACUGGUGCACCCUCGGGCUGUAGGAGAGCCUCGGGUUUGAAAAUGUCGCAGUCAAAACCAAAGUCUAUUAAGCAGCAGCUAGAUCAGCUUUCUAGUGAUUACAGUCUUCUCAGCAGUCCAAGCGCCUCCCUUCUACCUCAUAAUGUUUUCAUUGCGAUGGAAUUUCUCAGCACGCGCAUUGUGGCCCUGAGUCUCGACUCGGAUGCGCGUCAUACGGAGAGUCUUAUGUCAAAUGCUAGGGCCAGCUGUUUACUAUUGUUGAUUGCGUAUGGGGACCGAAGUCCUAUGGUAAUCGAAGCCUACCACACUUCCACUAGUACUCUUUCGUCCAGCAGAAAUCGUGCCUCUGCCUCCGCUGAAACAUAUAAUAGAACUUUCACAACCUUGCUUGAUGCUUUCUCGGUGCCAGCAUUCUUUAUCCUCUUUGAACAGCUUGCUUUUCAGACAAUUGAAUGCGAUACUGACAUAAAAUCACACGCUGAUUGGGAGCUGUUGCGCAAAGUCUCUUCGUGCUACGCCAAAGGUAGCUCGCAAACACCGUCCCAAAGCUACCAUAGCAGGGUAGCUAGGAUAUUCAAUCAACUACUUGAAAAUGAUCAUCUCUUUAAACGACGCCAAUCAAGUUCAUAUACAUCUACCUCCUCGCUCGCAGUGGUGGCUGAAUCGAUGCAGUCAAACUCAUCGUCAGAUCAACAUCUAGCCUUGGAUCCGGAGACCACCAUGAUUCCACCUGUACCUCCAGCUCUCUUAAAUGGGCAUAUUUCAGACUUAUCCCACCUAACUGCGUCGAGUGGUUCAUUUUCCUGGGAGAGCUUGCUAUCUGUGCCGAAUGCAUUAGACCCGCCAACUCCAAUGGAUGCACAGAACUUAAUUCACCCUUCUGGAGCAACCGAUCUCCUGAAUCAGUUACUAGAUGUUCCUCAACAUCAUUCCAAGCCCGCAUCUGAUUCUAUACAGUGGCAUCCCAUGCAUCAUGAUCAGCUCCGGGCAAGGAAGCGUUUGAGGAUGGCUGACGAUUAG